Micropterus salmoides (largemouth bass) is the source of this 4727-nucleotide messenger RNA. RefSeq names its product galanin receptor type 1-like. The transcript is spliced from 3 exons. Gene Ontology annotation, molecular function: galanin receptor activity. Gene Ontology annotation, cellular component: membrane. Lineage: Eukaryota; Metazoa; Chordata; Actinopteri; Centrarchiformes; Centrarchidae. The record is from RefSeq and is a predicted model, not a curated record. Gene Ontology annotation, biological process: G protein-coupled receptor signaling pathway; positive regulation of cytosolic calcium ion concentration; negative regulation of adenylate cyclase activity. Bases 505 to 1557 code for a protein of 350 amino acids.
UGGCAUUCAACUUGUGCAGGAAUGGUUUCAGAAACGUGGAGAACAAAACGUAUCCAGAAUAUUUCCUAUUUUCUCAUCAUUUCUUGGGAGGUGGUAUACAGGGUUCUGACGUGAAUGGCACAGCCCAGCCCCUGCUAUAAUGUGAGGGGGAAAGUCCAGACGAAGAGAAAUAGGCAGCAGAGUGGAUCAGAGCGGUCGGUGCGCACCAGGAGAGACUCCAAGACGCGCAGCGGCAAGUCUGAUGAGUGCUGUACAGAGAACUUGGUAGCUUUGGAACAUUUGCCAUAAGACAUAUUACUAAUGUGAGAUAUAAGAAUAAAGCAGGGGAUUUACCGAAACCUUGAGAUUAAGACACAAGAAAGCAGAAACAGUGUCUACAGGACGCAACCGGACCACAAAUCCUUGCUCUUGAAACUGUGUAAUGACGCAUCAGCAGGACACAGACCGCCAAUAGGUCAUUUAGGCAAAGUUUAAAGUACAUCAUAAGGGGGGGGGAAAUAAAAAAUGAACUCGUCCGACUCUAUUUGGCUCUUGGAUGAGUCGUGGAACCUCAGCAGAGCGGAGGAAGAGGACCAGAAACUUUUAUUCGGGAUCGGCACGGAUAAUUUCAUCACCCUGCUGGUUUUCGGGCUCAUCUUUACGCUCGGUGUGCUGGGCAACUCCAUGGUGAUCACCGUGCUGGCCCGGAGCAAACCGGGGAAACCACGGAGCACCACCAACAUAUUCAUCCUCAACCUGAGCAUUGCAGACCUUUCCUACCUGCUCUUCUGCAUUCCUUUCCAAUCCACCAUCUACAUGAUGCCGACGUGGGUCCUGGGCGCCUUCAUCUGCAAAUUCAUCCACUAUUUCUUCACUGUGUCCAUGCUGGUGAGCAUCUUCACUCUGUCUGCCAUGUCCGUGGACCGAUACAUAGCCAUCGUCCACUCCAGAAAGUCCUCCUCUAUCCGGGUGGCAAAGCAUGCUUUCAUAGGAGUGGUGGUGAUUUGGAUACUCUCUCUGGCCAUGGCUGCGCCUAUCAUGUAUUACCAGAACAUUUUUCACAGAGGAGAGAAUCACACCUUUUGCUGGGAAGUGUGGCCAGAUCAAAACCAGAAGAAAGUCUAUGUGGUUUGCACGUUUGUUUUUGGCUAUGUGCUGCCUCUGCUGCUGAUCACCUUCUGCUAUGCAAAGGUUUUAAAUCAUUUGCACAAAAAACUAAGAAACAUGUCCAAAAAGUCAGAGGCAUCAAAGAAAAAGACUGCUCAGACGGUCCUGGUGGUGGUGGUGGUGUUCUGCCUCUCUUGGCUCCCUCAUCACGUGGUACACCUCUGGGUAGAGUUCGGGACCUUCCCGCUGAACCAGGCCUCCUUCGUGUUCAGGGUUGCCGCCCACUGCCUGGCCUACAGCAACUCAUCUGUCAACCCAGUCAUCUAUGCUUUCCUGUCAGAGAACUUCAGGAAGGCUUACAAGCAGGUGUUCAAAUGCCAGAUCGGAACCAGCGACUCCCCGCUCAACGACAUCAAGGAGAUUCGCAGCAAAGUGGACACUCCGCCCUCAACUAACUGCACCAACGUCUGACUGACUGACUGUGGAUGGUGACAUAAAAAAUUAAUUACUGUCACGCUGAAACUCAAUAUAAAGUCACAGUGACAAAACCAUCAGACAUGAGUGGGUGUGUGGAUUUUCUGAUGUAGGUAAGUAUGGUUGCUUGGAUACAGCUGUACUGUUCCACAUAAGCGCUGUUCAUUAUACCUGGACCAGAGGAGAUAAAGCCAGUGUGGCUGCAAGACAAGCUCCCUCUUUGACCAGUCUCAGUUCCCUGCAUCUCUUCUUUAUCUGAAGUCUUCUUAAAAUCUGGAGUCUGAAACUCAGGAAAAUAAUCCUCUCUCUAAAGUGAAAACUCAUUCUGGUUGUAGACAUUUGUUUCAUAUGUCAUAUCAAAGUAUAAUUACAAGCCAAUGCAUUACAAAGGUGAGGAAAUUGUACUUUCAGACUUCAAAAAUAUAAAAAAUCUCAAUUGGUAGACCUUUUUUUCAGGAAUGCCCAGAGUUGCAUUAUACUGAGUCACAACAUCAUCACCCGCUGAAGUAAAAGGGUUGUUUGAAUGUGUCUUACUGUCUGAAGAACAGUGUUGGAGAUUGCUUAGUAAUGUUAUACAGAACUGUGAUUACUUUCUUAGGACAGUACUCCCUUACUGAUCAUAAUUUUAAAUUCAGUAAUUACACUACAUUUCCUAAUCCGGUCAGUUUGUAUGCCGCUUUGCCAGGGAUAAAAUGAUGGGAAGUGUGUUCAGUGGAGAAACUAGUCUGGGACAGCUUAGCUUGGUUAGCUUGACGAAGGGGCUGAAGGUGUGGGGAGGCAGCUGGUCUCCAUAAAAAAAAAUUGAAAUGCUGCUCCUUUACAUUCGUACAUUCAAACGAUUUACAUGUUGUAAAUUACACUUAAUUAUGUUAUCCACUUCAGAGUUGGAGGGUGUGUGAACAGGACUACAGUGGCGGGUUUCAUAAAGAUAGACUUUGGCUAUGGUUUAGAUAACUAUAGUCAGACCUCAGACAUAUGUCUAAAGUCAUAAAUUCCAUGAGCUGUCCAUCUUCUUGACUAUUUUAAAGAGGACUAAUUUGCCAUUAAUCAUGGGUCUCAGACUAACUUGGCUGACCAAGUCAUGUUUGUGUCACUGACUAAGCAGUGUCACUGUUUCCCACACAAAAAAAACAAAUGACUUGUGUGUCUUCAUUUCCAGAGCUGUACAAUAACAAACCUCACAUCGAGACCAGAAAUAAAAAAAUAAAAAACGUAUCAAAAUUUGCGUUUUAGCUAAGGUAGUGCUGUUUAGUACAGCCCCAAUGAGCGUUUCAGAGUGGUAAAUACUACAUGUAUAAUGUGAAUAUGCAGCACAAGACCCUUGUUUUUCCGCUGUAAUGUGAAUAUACCUUUAGUGGUGAGCUAGGUGGCUUCCUUUGGGUUGUUUUUUGUGAAAACUUUACUAAACUAUUAGAAUAAUACAGGAGAACACACUACGGACAAUAUCUUUGUGCAACUGGCCCUUGGAGUGCAGCGUGCAGUCACUGGGACUAAGCUAGCUGUUGAUAGUCCACAAAUAGCCUGCUGUACCUCCAAACUGUAGGCUGGUUCCUUGUUAAACAAAAACUCCUUUUCCUAUUUCUGCAUGUGCUAAAUAUAGAAGAUGCAAUGAGUGAGUGUGGUGUUUUGUGGGUUGUGGAGGAAAGUCGGAGCAGGGCAAAGCAACAAAAUGAAUGUAUAUUGUAAAUAUAACAUUACAGAUAACAUUUUUCCUACUAAGUCCCUUUCCCAAUACUGUUCACAUUAACAGUCACCAAUGUAAAUAAGAAAACAAACUUCCAUUGUAAUUGCACUGAGUAUGAUUAAAGCCUUUUAAAUAGAUUUAGAUAGAUUGAAAUAUUAUGGAUACUGAGGCUGAUAUUCACAAAUGCCUGUAAAAGCUUCACUCUGUAUUUGGCUGCUAAGUUAACAGUUUUCACAUUGUGCCGUGCUAUAUAUGACUGAGCCAGGCUGGCAUAUAAAUCUCAGUGCUGGUUUUGCACCUUUUCUGGUGGCCACCUUUCAGCUGAUAAGACUGAUUAAGAGAGAGGAGAGAGGAGGAACUAAUCAGUAUAAUCAGCAGACUCUCAUCCUCCCUGUCAGUGAGGAUCUCAGAUGUGAGAGUCAAGGAUUCCCACAGAGCACAGAAGGUGCAGUUGAUGACUUCGCUGACUUAGCGCUGACGGAUGAUGAUCCUCAUUCCUGGCCACACAGGACUGAGGACUUGGCAAAUAGGACAUUUGCAUGGAAAUCUAAUCCAGCGGGAGAAUUGGCGAUUUGCUGGUGAGAUUAUAGUGGACGCAUAGAGCAUAUGUGAAUGAAUGGAAAUUCUGUGGCAAAUGAUACAGAUGCAGAACAUAAAUAGAGUGUUGUUUCCUUCAAAACUCAUAUAAAGAGCCUGUAAACAAAAUAAUAUUUUUUUCAGCUGAAAAUGCAUUGUUUAAUUUUGUAACACUGUAGAUUACAGCCAACCCAUUACAGUAUACGGGUUUCAAUAUAAUACUACUGCACACCAAGACUAACUGUACUGUAGGCCUACACUGUAGUACAGGAGAGGAAGACAAGUAGUCAGAGAAUAGGGGGAUACUAUAUGUUUGAGAAGGACCUUUAGAUUUUUUUUUAUUACAGAGAACCCAUUUAACAUUUUACAGUAAUAUUAUUAGGUAAUAAGGCAGGAAAAAUGGGGAAAACAGUUGAUAGUCUGAUUAUUAUCUGAUUAUUUUAGAUUAUAAUAUAUUUACAAAAGAAAAUACAUUGAGAGAUUACAAUGUAAAAUGUUUAUAAUUAUGGAGUACUUGUGAUUAAUAGUGUACAUUAUUGUUGCUGCUGGGGAACAAAACAUUAGCCUACAUUUUGGAGCUACCUCUGUAGCUAUUAAAAAAAUUAUGUUUGUGUUUUUAAAAUUAUAAUAAAAUACUGGGGAACAUUAAUUUUCGUUUUGGGAUCCAAUGUAGGAACCAUCUGACAAUGUCAUAUCCCUACCAUAACAAACUAUAUUCCAGUUCGUUGACCUAUUCAUAAAUGCAACAAAUGGUAUGUUUAAAAAAAAAAAAACAUACAACAAAUACAAACAUGCAAGAGAAAUUCCAGCUGAGGUAAUGGCCAUUACUUUAUUAUGACAUAACACGUAAAAGCAUUGAAAAUGUGUGAAUUGUAUGUGAAUUGUAAAAUAAAGCAGUUUCUUGUAA